Molecule: messenger RNA, 1030 nt
Organism: Sorghum bicolor (sorghum)
Lineage: Eukaryota; Viridiplantae; Streptophyta; Magnoliopsida; Poales; Poaceae
Exons: 1
Coding region: 63-614 (183 amino acids)
Molecular function (GO): enzyme inhibitor activity
Source: RefSeq, a predicted model, not a curated record
CAGUCUUGCCCAGCCCCUUUCGCACCCGCAACCCUGCAACUAAUAAAAACCAUCGGCUAGCGAUGGCCGGAGCCCGCGUGCUGCUCAUCGUCCUCGCGGCUGCCGUCGCGCUCCUGGCCGCACGCCCGGUGGCGGCCACCGGGGGAGUUGCCGGUGUGGAAGAAGUCUGCAGGAGCACACCUUUCCCGGAUCUGUGCACCAGGACGGCGGGGAAGCACGCCGAGAAGUACAAGGUCGUGGACGCGGUGACGGUGCUGGAGAUGCAGGUGGACGCGUUCAAGAAGCGCGUCAAGGCGGCGCGGAGGGUCGCGAAGCAGGAGGUGAAGACGGCGGCGCCGACGCCCUUGGUGCGGAGGGCGCUGAACCUCUGCAAGAGCUACUACCUGGACGCCGGGGACAACCUCGGCGCCUGCAAGCGCGCCAUCGGCUUCAGGGACGCCGUCACCAUCCGCGCCACCAUGAGCAUGGUGGCACAGGACAUGCAGAAUUGCGACGAGGAGUUCAGGAAGGCCGGCUCCACCAACCCCAUGGAGGACCACAACAGGUCGCUCAUCGAGAUGUCCGAGAUCUGCCGCACGCUCUCCAACAUGGUCCCUUACGAACAUACCCAUUGAUUUUUUUUUUCCACCCACAAUGUUCAGUAACGUCGUCGUCGUCGUCGUCGUCGUCUAAGUGCGGCCUAACAUGCAAUUUGAUGGCCGCGUGCGUGUGUGUGUGUCAGUCGAUGAUAGAGCUGGACGCAUGCCACAGUUCAUGCGGAGCUAGCGCGUCCUCCUUUUUUCUGUGUUGCCUCAUGCGGCUCGUUGAGAGGCACGCGUGUAGGGCAGCCUAUAUGUAAUCCUAUUAUAACCUGCUAAUUUGUGCUUCUUGUAUAGCCAGUCUCAUCAUACAACUAAAAAUGUUGCUCAGUUCUUGGCAGCACAAUACAGAGUAAAACUGGUCUUCUUCCUCGUUUUCGCCUUAGUUGAGUGGCUGUUUUUACAAAGAUUUGUAACAUAAAGGUACAUAUAUGAUGAAAAUUUGACUUCUA